Messenger RNA from Bradysia coprophila, 2015 nucleotides. RefSeq names its product ras-like protein 2 (gene Ras64B). Gene Ontology annotation, biological process: signal transduction. Lineage: Eukaryota; Metazoa; Arthropoda; Insecta; Diptera; Sciaridae. The record is from RefSeq and is a predicted model, not a curated record. Gene Ontology annotation, molecular function: GTP binding; GTPase activity. Gene Ontology annotation, cellular component: membrane.
CACCGUUUAACGUAACAUAAGUGCAUUUCAUUAUUUUUAUUUUUUGUGUGUUUCCAAGAGUAUAAUAAAAGUGUGUGCCUCUGUGCCUUAUAUUUAUUUAUUAUCCGAUCUGUGUGGAACCUGAUUGUAGCCUUAUUUAUAUCCGUAAAAUGUACAAAACCUACAAAUUGGUGGUUGUCGGUGGGGGUGGUGUGGGAAAGAGUGCUGUAACAAUCCAAUUCAUUCAGAGCUACUUCGUCAUAGACUAUGAUCCAACCAUCGAAGAUUCCUACACAAAACAAUGUGUUAUCGACGACAUACCAGCCAAAUUAGACAUUUUAGACACCGCUGGCCAAGAGGAAUUCAGUGCGAUGAGAGAGCAGUACAUGCGAUCGGGUGAAGGUUUUCUUCUCGUUUUCUCGUUGACCGAUCAUGCGAGCUUUGCCGAAAUAACGAAAUUUCAGAAACAAAUCCUUCGUGUUAAGGAUCGCGAUGAGUUUCCGAUGCUUUUAGUGGGAAAUAAAUCUGAUUUGGAACAUCAAAGACACGUUUCGUUGGAAGAGGCUCAACAAUUUAGUUGUUCCGUUGGUAUGCCAUACAUUGAAUGUAGUGCUAAGCUUCGCAUAAAUGUCGAUCAGGCGUUUCAUGAAUUGGUGAGAAUUGUGCGCAAAUUCCAAUUGGCUGAAAGACCGUACAUAGAAGAAAGUUAUAAGCGAAAAAAUAAGAAACGUUGCUGUAUCCUGUAGGGACCGCGUCGGUACAUUUUGCAACAUUCAAUUUUUUUUCCGUUUUUUUGUAAUUUUGAAAUAAUUUAAUUUUUCGUCUAAUUUCUACUUUUCUGUUUCUAAACAUAACUGACGAACGGUUGACACAAUAUUUUGUGAGUCAUCUGGAGAUUUUAACAAUAUUUCCUACGAAUUUUGCAUUUUCCAAUUUUGUUUAUUUUAAAUGAAUUAAAUACGCUGAUCCGAUGAGAAAAAUAUUAAAUUGAGUGUCAUAGACAUCGGGUGAGCCGCUUGUGAUCAGUGUAGGUGGUCAGUUAAACAUUAAAAUCGUGCGCACAGUUUUUGUAGAAUAUCCAAGUGAAAGUUAAACACAGUCUUCCAGUGGUGUUUUGUUGUGGGAUCUAUAAAUGUCUGACGGAAAGAACAGUUUGUCAUUCAUUUCCAGUAAGCGUUGCAUUCGGAACAAUGCCUUUCAUUCCUUACAAAGCGGCUUAGUCCAGUUCGAAAUUCAACUAGCUGUUAGAUAACUCUUAUAUAGAUAUAGUACCUUCAAUGAAGUGUCGGCAUGGCUCGAAAGAACCCUUCGCGAGAUGUAUGCAACUCAUUUGUAAAAUGUCCAAAAUUUAAAAAAAUUUCAUACAAAAAUCCAAAAGGCUCUUCGGGAAUCCAUACAAACUCUUUGGAAAUUGGACUUAUAAUUUUUAAGGCUCUACCGUCGAUCUAUAAAAUAAAUCGCAGUCACAAACGCACAAAUGUUAAAGGACUGAAGAGCCGAGAGUUCGGUCCGACGAACAAUGUUCCAGUAGCACAAGUACGUUCAGGUUUUAGAUUUUAGUGAGCCCAUUGCGACCUACAUUCAAGUUACAGCCAGAGCCUCUGGCCCAGAGGCAAUGAUAUCUCAGGGUGAAUUUACUUCAGCUUUUUCAGCUGGUCCACACGUACAAAGGAGACACGUAUGAGUGGACCAGCUGAAGCAAAUUCACACUAAAAUACCACUACUUCUAACUGUAGUUGGAGUAAACUUCAUUUUUAUCAGCCUCCAGCUGUGUUCCUCUGGAAACACGAUCAGUUACUGAAAUACUGACUACAACAAAGCUAUGAGGAGAUUUAAUUGUAUCGUUAUUGUCAUCACCACUUUAGUUUUGAUAAUUUUGUCAUCGAUACUUUAUAAUAUCUAGUUGGACUAGACCAGUUAGAGAGUGACAAAGUUUUGCAUUUUCUUAAAAAAAAUUUUUUUUUUUAUUUUUACGGGUCCUAAUGUUGCUUAGCACAAUUUUUGUUUUUAAAUUUGAAUUACAAUCAUAAAACCGC